Oncorhynchus kisutch (coho salmon) is the source of this 1303-nucleotide messenger RNA. It is a transcript of the gene cfd, whose product is annotated as complement factor D (adipsin). Lineage: Eukaryota; Metazoa; Chordata; Actinopteri; Salmoniformes; Salmonidae. Bases 51 to 821 code for a protein of 256 amino acids. The record is from RefSeq and is a predicted model, not a curated record. The transcript is spliced from 5 exons. Gene Ontology annotation, biological process: proteolysis. Gene Ontology annotation, molecular function: serine-type endopeptidase activity.
ACUGUGUGUUCUCUGCUCUGAGAGACACUGUAACCAGACAGACUGACACAAUGGGCUGUGAGAGACGGCUGUUCCUGACUGCUGCUCUGCUGGCUGUCUUUUAUGCAGUAAGUGAUGCUAUCACCGGUGGACGAGAGGCGGAGGCCCACUCCCGUCCGUACAUGGCCUCACUGCAGGUCGCCGACGGCGGCAGGAUGAAACAUGAGUGCGGAGGGUUUCUGGUGGCCGAUCAGUGGGUGAUGAGCGCCGCACACUGCUUUCUCUCUGGGUCAGAAGGGAGGAAGGUGGUCCUAGGAGCUCACUCUCUGAGCGAACCGGAGGAUUCUAAACAAACCUUUGACAUUGUUCAAGUGUUCAGUCACCCUGAUUUCAGCAUCUCUAACUAUGAUAAUGACAUUGCUUUGGUCAAGCUGGACCGGCCAAUCAUUCCAAGUGAUGCAGUAAAGUCCCUGAAGUUCCAGCGGGACGAUGGGGCUGACCCCGUCACGGAACAGGAGGUCAACACGGCGGGGUGGGGGUCACUGAACAACCUGGGGUCACGUCCUGACAAGCUACAGGAACUGGUCAUCGCUGUGAUGAACCGUGUUCGAUGCGGCCGCAGUGACUACUAUGGCAGGAAGUUCACCAAAAACAUGCUGUGUGCGGCCAGCAAACAGAGUGACACCUGUGAUGGUGAUUCUGGAGGUCCUCUCCUGUAUAAUGGUGUAGCAGUUGGGAUCACUUCAAAUGGAGGGAAGAAGUGUGGAUCCAGCAAGAAGCCUGGUUUAUACACAACCAUCUCCCACUACAGCCAGUGGAUAGACAAGACCAUGACUCAAUAGAAGCCUGGUUUAUACACCCCCAUCUCCCACUACAGCCAGUGGAUAGACAAGACCAUGACUCAAUAGAAGCCUGGUUUAUGCACCACCAUCUCCCACUACAGCCAGUGGGAUAGACAAGACCACGACUCAAUAGAAGCCUGGUUUAUGCACCACCAUCUCCCACUACAGCCAGUGGAUAGACAAGACCAUGACUCAAUAGAAGCCUGGUUUAUGCACCCCCAUCUCCCACUACAGACAGUGGAUAGACAAGACCAAUAGAAGAAUGUUGUGUCCCAAAUAUAUUCCAUAUGUAGCGCACUAAUGUUGACAAGCCCUCAUAGGACCAUGGCUUAGUAACAUAGUAAAACAAUAUUAAUUAUAUUAUACCACUUUAUGAAACAUAUAAUCAUUCCUUAUGUAAAAAAUGUUUUGGGCAAAUAUACUGUGAAAAGUUCAAACAUUUUGUGACAUGUGCAAGCAGAAUUAAAACCAUGCAUACAUUA